GCAGAUGUGGAAGCAGCGUCUAGCUUUGCCCUGGAAAAAUCAGGGCAAAGGCAUCCUGGAAUGUGGAGAACACCCCAGAUUCCGUGGGAGCUCUCACCCUCUGACCACCAAAAAAGAAAACCUUGGGGCCUUAGGAGCUCUACCGCUAUCUGAGGAAAGCUCACCUCCUCCCCUUUGCCUGGGGAGAGAGGCUCCAAGCCGCGAGACAGCUGUUGCUCGCUGUCUCAGCUGGCUUUGACACAUCCCAGGGCGGACGGCUGAAGAAAGCCGCCAUCGCCACGGCCGUCAUCACCGGAGGUCAGGGAGACAGGGUUUUUAACCCAGCCAUCUAAGGUGCCUGAUGGACUCUUUGGGUGUCAGAGGAAGCUUGGGUUUUUCACUGAGGAUUUGGUGGGCCAUCUGGCUGAGGCCUUACUUGGAAAAAAACUCCAUAAAGUUCCAUAAAAUUCCAACUUUGCAAGAACUCCUCCCCAAGCUUUGGCUGAACUGCAGUAGUGUGGGUUGCUAGGUGCCACCACAGUGUGCAUUUAGAAAAGGUCCUGAGGGUGCAGCCUGUGGCCUGUGACAGGAGGCAGGUGGUUCUUCCCCAGCUGUGCAGUUAUGGGCAAUCAACUCUAGCUAGAGACAUGCCUGUUAUCACCCUAAAUCCUUCUGCUCACAAAGGAGUGCCUCCCUUUAAAAAAAAAAAAAAGUUUAAUUAACACAUGCUGAGUUUUGAGCUAGAUAAUCUAGACAUAAUUAAUUUAAUAUUUCCAUUUUAAAAUUAAUAAUCAUUAAAGUUUAAACAUGUUCCAAAUACAUGCAGAGAAGAAGGAAAGCAGUGGGGGGAGGGGAGUGGGGAAAUCUUAUACCUUCCUUUUUUUCCCCUCCUUAAAAACAAUAAGGGUUUCCUUGUUAAAAGGAGAAGCAGUUUCAACCUUUUUGCUAAAAACAGAGACACUUGCACAAUUAAGAAUUAGUUAGAAGGGCACAAGAUCUUUGUAUUUGUACAGUGAAUUGUAAGAGAUGAGUGGCAUGUAGAGAUAAGCACAGCUGCCAUGCUUACAGCUUUGAUUUUCAUAAUUGUAUAUGCUUUGCUUGUAGGGAAGUUAAUACUUUGCAACUGUUUGUAGAAAGGGGAUUUUGAGAAAUGAAUGCCAGCUUUAGAAGGAAUUAAAAGACUGGUCUAGAUAGGAUGUAAGAAGCAAGAAAAAGUUUAUGGUCAGUUUAAGAUAUGGUUCAGAAGAUUUGACGUUAGCAUAUAUUGUAUGGCAACAUUAGAGUGAUUUUUGCAUUUUAAUCUGGAUUUAUCAUUAAUAAUGCAUUUGGAAUCCUUAGUAUUGCAAGGGGUGAGAAGUUAUUGCUAAAAUGUGUAAACUAAAUCUGUUUUCCUUUUCCUUGGAAUCAAGGAAAAAGCAAGCUUUUAUAAAAGGGCCAGUUUGGUUUAGAGAUUAAGGCACCAGACUAGAAAGUAAAAGAAUGGGGGUUCAAGCCUUACUUUAGCCAUGAAAGCCAGUCUGAUGACAUUCUCUCUUAGCCCUAGGAAAAAGGACAUUUUUGCUUUCUCAGCUGUUAUUGCCUAAUCCGCUGUGCUGCCUCCAAGACAAAUUUGCAUUUCAGGCUCUGUCAGUAAUCCCAUCAUCUGCCUGGCACAAAAAAACAUUCCAGCAUUGUAGACUCCAUGCAGGCCAGUGAGAAAAACUUUAAGAAGUGAUCGCCCCUUGUAAUGACUUCCCGGAUUGGCCUCCAGUAUCCAUAUUGCCCAGUUGAAAUCAGAUUGAUUGAUUGGGUCCUCAUUUUACCGACCUCGGAAGGAUGGAAGGCUGAGUCAACCUUGAAUCAAGCUUUUUGGAUUUUUGAAGAGGAAAACAACUGAGGAGAGGAUGGAGCUGACAUGGGCAGGAGUUUUGCUUCUUCUCUGUAUACUUUUCACCCUUUUCUCAUCUUUCCAAAUGUACAAGAAAAAAGUGCAGCUGCCCCCUGGACCUACUCCAUGGCCUAUUCUGGGGAACCUCUUUCAGCAAGAUGUACUACCUCUAAAAAAAUCCUAUAAAAAGCUUAUAGAGAAGUAUGGACCUAUAUUUACUAUCUGGAUUGGAUCAAAACCAAUGGUUGCUCUUUGUGGAUAUGAGGUGGUAAAAGAUGCUUUGAUAAAUCAAGCAGAAGAAUUUGGUGGGCGAACUAAUACGGACUUUCACAGACGACUGUUCCAAAAUAAAGGAAUAUCUACAAAUGAUGAGAAGAAAUGGAGGGAGCUGCGACGGUUCACACUGUCCACCUUGCGAGAUUUUGGGAUGGGGAAGAAAAGAAUGUCUGAGAGGGUGCAGGAGGAAGCUCUUUGUCUGGUGGAGGAAAUGGCUGCCACAAAAGGGCAGCCUUUUGACCCAAGAAGAAAUUUGGCAAGUGCUGUUUCUAAUGUGAUCUGUACAGUCGUCUUUGGCAAUCGAUUUGAUUACAAUGAUCAAACCUUCAUAGAGAACCAGCAGAUUGUGGAGUUUCAAACAAGAUUUCUGACUGGUUUCCUAGGACUGGUGUACAAUACUUUUCCAAAAACAAUGGAAUACUUUUUGGGACGACAUAUCGAGUCUGAGACAGAAAAAGUCUAUGAUUAUAUCCGUGAGAAAGUGGAAUUGCACAAGAAGACACUGGAUCCCCAGAACCCGUGUGACUAUAUUGAUUGCUUCCUUCAUAGAAUGGAGAAGGAGCAGAACUCAUCUGAGGGAAUCUACACUCUUGAUGAUCUUGUGAUUACUGUGCUUACUCUCUUUACUGCUGGGACAAUAACCACAAGCCGAACUUUGCUACGCAGCCUCCUAACAAUGGCUAAAUUGCCACAUAUUCAAGCUAAGGUGCAACAAGAGAUUGAUGAGGUAGUGGGUACAAAUCGCACUCCAAGCAUGGAAGACCGCUUGAAGAUGCCUUUCACAAAUGCUGUGGUCCAUGAGGUUCAACGUUAUGGGCCUGAGAGCCUUGAAAACUUUCCACGGGCAACAACUUGUGAUGUAAAGUUCCAUGGUUACAACAUUCCCAAGUACAUGGCUGUUGUGCCAGUCCUCUCCUCAGUACACCGUGAUCUUCUCCAUUGGGAGACUCCAGAGAAGUUCAACCCAGAUCAUUUUUUGAAUGAAAAGGGCCAGUUCAGGAAAAGAGAUGCUUUCAUGCCAUUCUCAGCAGGGAAGAGGGCCUGCCCAGGAGAGGCUCUGGCUAAGAUGGAGCUCUUUCUGUUCUUCAGCACUUUGCUCCAGAACUUCACCUUCUCUCUGGAUGGGGACACCAAAGACAUGGAUAUAAUGUCUCUGUUUAUGACCUUCCAAAAUAAGAAUCAAUCCCUCCUUAUACGAGCUGUUAAUCGUUCAGUGGACACUUGUGUUCAAUAAUUAAGACAAGGAAAGGAGUCAAGAUCAUGAUAAGUGACAACUCCUUUCUUUCUUUUCUUUCUUUCUUUCUUUUUUCUUUCUUUCUUUCUUUCUUUCUUUCUUUCUUUCUUUCUUUCUUUCUUUCUUUCUUUCUUUUUUUCUUUUUUUCUUUCUUUCUUUCUUUC
This is a messenger RNA of Crotalus tigris (Tiger rattlesnake), 3520 nucleotides long. Its product is annotated as cytochrome P450 2C5-like. Gene Ontology annotation, cellular component: intracellular membrane-bounded organelle; cytoplasm. The transcript has 12 exons. Gene Ontology annotation, biological process: xenobiotic metabolic process. NCBI's taxonomy places the organism in Eukaryota, Metazoa, Chordata, Lepidosauria, Squamata, Viperidae. Gene Ontology annotation, molecular function: oxidoreductase activity, acting on paired donors, with incorporation or reduction of molecular oxygen, reduced flavin or flavoprotein as one donor, and incorporation of one atom of oxygen; iron ion binding; heme binding. The coding region runs from base 1863 to 3356 and encodes 497 amino acids. The record is from RefSeq and is a predicted model, not a curated record.